AUGGUGUCUGUUCUGCAUGCUCUAAGUCAGUCGCCAAAUAUGUCAAGUACGCUGGAGAUGGAUGGCCAUCUUUGGAACAAGCUCGGCGAAUACUAUGAUGUAAAUGAACUCAAUAAACAGGAAGAGAAUGGUGAUGAUGAAAAUGAUACCCCUCUUUGGAUGCGCGAGUAUGAAGGGCUCCAAGACAUGUUGCGAACGAAUGAACGAGCUCGUACACGGCUAGUUCAUGGUUUGGACAAAGAGGAGUUCGCAUUGCAGCCGUUCAUGUCCUUCGAGCCAUGGAUGGAGGUACGCCGUGUUGCACCGACAGGCGAUCAUGAGAGUCAAAGCGAUGUGCCACAGUCUGUGGUGCCGCCGUCGUCGGACGAUGACCUAACUGAUGCCGACUCUGAAUCCAAGACUGACGAUCGAGAGAUGCGGUCCUCGGCCAACCAUCCACCGCGUCGUAACCGACGAAAACGUGCGCAUACAGAGGAUGAACAAAUGCCUGAAUCGCAGAAAGAUGGUGCUGCUGCUGCUGCACCCGUCUCAGCAGCCACUGGUGUGAGCACUCGAGCUGGCAAGCGAAGACGCAGUACAAAAAUGGACGACGAAAGUGCUGAUUCAUAUUCUAGACCCAUAACAACUCGGCGACAGCAGCGCCAGAUCGAGGAGCGAUCUGCUGAAGACGCAGCGGAAGCAGCAGCAUCUACAAGCACAACAGGUGCCACAAUCGGCACUACGAGCACGUCAGCGGGCGGUGCGCAUGGCGGAACGGCAUCGUCUUCGGCCGGAACGACAGACGAGGUGGCCGGCUCAGCGAACACGCCUCGUGCAUCACGCUCUACAUCUUCACGAAGGAGCUCUACCGCGUCUGCGAGAUCACAGGCAAACAGUGCUGGAUCAUAUGCGUCACCGACGCCUAGCACACGUUCUUCACGGCCACGGCGACUGUAG
Malassezia globosa CBS 7966 is the source of this 936-nucleotide messenger RNA. RefSeq lists its product as uncharacterized. The record is from RefSeq and is a predicted model, not a curated record. The coding region runs from base 1 to 936 and encodes 311 amino acids. The transcript has a single exon. NCBI's taxonomy places the organism in Eukaryota, Fungi, Basidiomycota, Malasseziomycetes, Malasseziales, Malasseziaceae.